Molecule: messenger RNA, 717 nt
Organism: Cajanus cajan (pigeon pea)
Lineage: Eukaryota; Viridiplantae; Streptophyta; Magnoliopsida; Fabales; Fabaceae
Source: RefSeq, a predicted model, not a curated record
AACGAUGCAUUGCUGAUUCAGAACGGUGUUCUCCCGGUGCAAAACGAUGCUUUUCCAGAUCAGAAUGAUGCUUUCUCAGUUCAUAACGGUGCUUUGACGGUCCAGAAUAGUGCUUUGCUGUUUCAAAACGGUGCUUUGUUGGAGCAGAAAGAUGGUUUUGCGGUGCAAAACGAUGCAUUGUCGAUUCAGAACGGUGGUUUCACGGUGCAGAAUGGUGCUUUUUCCGUGAACAAUGGUGGUUCCACGGUUUUGCAGAACUACGCUUUUCCCCCGCUUCAGAACGGUGGUUUCCCGGUGCAGAACAAUGCUUUGCCGGAGCAGAAUGAUGUUAUCCUCCCAGUUCAGAACGGUGUUUUGCCGGUGGAAAAGGGUGGUUCCUCUUCCACUACGGUAAAUAACGGUGCUUCAUUGGCUAACGUUGCACCAAGGAAUCAGAGAGGGAAAUGGAGUGAGGACGAACACUUGUUAUUCUUAAUUGGGCUUCAACAGCAUGGUAUAGGAAAAUGGAAAGCUAUUUCAGAACGUAUUGGAACAAAAAGUAGGACACAGGUGGUGAGUCACGCCCGAAAAUUCUUUGCGCGUCAGAAUGCUGCACCAGAAAAAAAGAAAAGAAGAAGCAUUCAUGACAUGGUUUUAGAAGACAUGAAUAUCGUUAUUGAUCGCACCAAUGCAGUUCGUGGCCCACAGAAUGUUACUGCUCGUCAUCCGGAUCGUUGA